Loxodonta africana (African savanna elephant) is the source of this 5156-nucleotide messenger RNA. It is a transcript of the gene TNPO1, whose product is annotated as transportin 1. NCBI's taxonomy places the organism in Eukaryota, Metazoa, Chordata, Mammalia, Proboscidea, Elephantidae. The coding region runs from base 962 to 3496 and encodes 844 amino acids. Gene Ontology annotation, biological process: protein import into nucleus. Gene Ontology annotation, molecular function: small GTPase binding; nuclear import signal receptor activity. Gene Ontology annotation, cellular component: cytoplasm; nucleus. The record is from RefSeq and is a predicted model, not a curated record. The transcript is spliced from 23 exons.
AUAAAAAUGCUUGUUUGAUGAUCUUUUCACCCAUUUCUCCUGUGAAUUUUUAUACACUGAAUGGAGGAGUAAAAUUUUGGGUCCAGCAGAGACUCCGAUCACCUGAUCCAGUUCCCUCAGUUUACAGAUGAGCAGUUAGAGGCCCAGUGAAGUUUUAUUUUUUUAAAAAAAGGAAGUGAUUAGUGUAUUUAAAAAAUGGAUUUUGGACAGAGGAUAUGUAUUUUUAAUUUUAAGUAGUUUUACUUAUUGUGGAUUACUAAAACUCUUCAUCUUAUAACCUUUACUGUAAAAACAAUAUAGUAUGUUCCUUGUAAAUACAUGCAGACCAUUUAAAUAUAAUUACAUGGCUAUGAGUUAUUAAGAGCAAAUUUAAUAAGACAAAAACAUAUUGCUCAAGGAAGUUAAAUAUCUGGCUAUUUAUUUCGUGCCAGUUUUAAAUUUUAAAAGAGAAUUGAAAGUGAAAAACAAGUGUUUUUUGUUUCAUUUUAAGUUACUCGCUGGAAGGGGUUAUAAAUGAAAUUAGAAAGAAGCUUUCAGAUAGUGACAUAAAAUUUCUUAGGCUGUGUUGCUGUGGUAGCCUGAAUAAGGUUUAUAUCCAGCGAAACUGCUAUCUUUUUGCCUUUGCAUGUACUUCAUCCUUGAAUAUUUUGGUGCUAAUCAGACUUGUGGAAUAUAGUACUAACUAGAACAAGCUCAGUUAUUUUAUUUCUUAAUAAGGUAUAUAAAACAGUAGUGCUAUAUAAUAGCAUUGUCUGCUCAAGACAGCAGCUACUCACGGCUUGUAGCCCUUUGAGAAGGAGGAUACUGUAGAGUGGUUCAAAGUAUAGUCUCUGGAGCCAGACUCCCGAAGAUGACAUUUUGCUUCCCCAUGUAAUAAUAUUUUUGUGAUUUCAGCAAAGGCCUCAGUUUCUUCACUUUUGUAAUGGGGAUAAUAAUACCUGUUUCGUGAGAUGAGAAUCAAAUGCAAUACUUCUUGGAAAGCACUUGGCGUUAUUUAGUACAUAAUGAACCCACAAGAUCAUUGAGUGGUCUCAUCUUGAAGAAUAACGUGAAAGCUCAUUUUCAGAAUUUCCCGAAUGGUGUCACAGACUUUAUUAAAAGUGAAUGUCUAAAUAAUAUUGGUGAUGCUUCUCCUCUGAUUAGAGCCACCGUAGGUAUUUUGAUUACAACCAUAGCCUCCAAGGGAGAAUUGCAGAAUUGGCCUGACCUCUUACCAAAACUCUGCAGCCUUUUGGAUUCUGAGGAUUACAACACCUGUGAAGGAGCGUUUGGUGCUCUUCAGAAGAUAUGUGAAGAUUCUGCUGAGAUUUUAGAUAGUGAUGUUUUAGAUCGUCCUCUCAACAUCAUGAUUCCCAAAUUUUUACAGUUCUUCAAGCACAGUAGUCCAAAAAUAAGGUCUCAUGCUGUUGCAUGUGUCAAUCAGUUUAUCAUCAGUAGGACUCAAGCUCUGAUGUUGCACAUUGAUUCUUUUAUUGAGAAUCUGUUUGCAUUGGCUGGUGACGAAGAACCAGAGGUACGAAAAAACGUAUGCCGGGCGCUUGUGAUGUUGCUGGAAGUUCGAAUGGAUCGCUUGCUUCCUCACAUGCAUAAUAUAGUUGAGUACAUGCUACAGAGAACCCAAGAUCAAGAUGAAAAUGUUGCUUUAGAAGCUUGUGAGUUUUGGCUCACUUUGGCAGAACAACCAAUAUGCAAAGAUGUACUCGUAAGGCAUCUUCCUAAGUUGAUUCCUGUGUUAGUGAAUGGCAUGAAGUACUCAGACAUCGAUAUUAUCCUAUUGAAGGGUGAUGUUGAAGAAGAUGAGACGAUUCCUGAUAGUGAGCAGGAUAUUAGGCCACGUUUUCAUCGAUCAAGGACGGUGGCUCAGCAGCAUGAUGAAGAUGGAAUUGAAGAGGAAGAUGAUGAUGAUGAUGAAAUUGAUGAUGAUGAUACCAUUUCUGACUGGAAUCUAAGAAAAUGUUCUGCCGCGGCCCUAGAUGUACUUGCAAAUGUGUAUCGUGACGAACUUUUGCCACAUAUUUUGCCUCUUUUGAAAGAAUUACUUUUUCAUCAUGAGUGGGUUGUUAAAGAAUCGGGCAUCUUGGUUUUAGGAGCAAUUGCUGAAGGUUGCAUGCAGGGUAUGAUUCCAUACCUGCCUGAGCUCAUUCCUCACCUUAUUCAGUGCCUCUCUGAUAAAAAGGCUCUUGUGCGUUCCAUAACGUGCUGGACUCUUAGCCGCUAUGCACACUGGGUGGUCAGCCAGCCCCCAGACACGUACCUGAAGCCAUUAAUGACAGAAUUGCUAAAGCGUAUCCUGGAUAGCAACAAGAGAGUACAGGAAGCUGCCUGCAGUGCCUUUGCUACCCUAGAAGAGGAGGCUUGUACAGAACUUGUUCCUUACCUUGCUUACAUACUUGAUACCCUGGUCUUCGCAUUUAGUAAAUACCAGCAUAAGAACCUGCUCAUUCUUUACGAUGCCAUAGGAACAUUAGCAGAUUCGGUAGGACAUCAUUUAAACAAACCAGAGUAUAUUCAGAUGCUAAUGCCUCCACUGAUCCAGAAAUGGAACAUGUUAAAGGACGAAGAUAAAGAUCUCUUUCCUUUACUUGAGUGCCUAUCUUCAGUUGCCACAGCCCUGCAGUCUGGCUUCCUUCCGUACUGUGAGCCUGUGUAUCAGCGUUGUGUUAACCUAGUACAGAAGACUCUUGCACAAGCCAUGCUGAACAAUGCUCAACCAGAUCAGUAUGAGGCUCCAGAUAAAGAUUUUAUGAUAGUGGCUCUUGAUUUACUGAGUGGCCUGGCUGAAGGACUUGGAGGCAACAUUGAACAGCUAGUAGCACGAAGUAACAUUCUAACACUAAUGUAUCAGUGCAUGCAGGAUAAAAUGCCAGAAGUUCGGCAGAGUUCCUUUGCCCUCUUAGGUGACCUGACAAAAGCUUGCUUUCAGCAUGUUAAGCCUUGUAUAGCUGAUUUCAUGCCAAUAUUGGGAACCAACCUAAAUCCAGAGUUCAUUUCUGUUUGCAACAAUGCCACUUGGGCAAUUGGAGAAAUCUCCAUUCAGAUGGGAAUAGAGAUGCAGCCUUAUAUCCCUAUGGUGUUGCACCAGCUUGUAGAAAUCAUUAACAGACCCAACACACCAAAGACGUUGUUAGAGAACACAGCAAUAACAAUUGGUCGUCUUGGUUACGUUUGUCCUCAAGAGGUGGCCCCCAUGCUACAGCAGUUUAUAAGACCCUGGUGCACCUCUCUGAGAAACAUAAGGGACAAUGAGGAAAAGGAUUCAGCAUUCCGUGGGAUUUGUACCAUGAUCAGUGUGAAUCCCAGUGGAGUAAUCCAAGAUUUUAUAUUUUUUUGUGAUGCUGUUGCAUCAUGGAUUAGCCCAAAAGAUGAUCUCAGAGACAUGUUCUGUAAGAUCCUUCAUGGAUUUAAAAAUCAAGUUGGGGAUGAAAAUUGGAGGCGUUUCUCUGACCAGUUUCCUCUUCCCUUAAAAGAGCGUCUUGCAGCUUUUUAUGGUGUUUAAUCUUGCACACUUAAGCUGCAGUCCCAUAAUUAGGGGUCCUUCAGUCUUGGAGACUAUGAGGGAGCCUCUGCACCCAGGGAAAAUGUUACCCUUUACAGGGGGGAAGGGUAAACCAGUAGGGAAUACAGUACAAUCCCAACCCUACUGGGAGGGGCGGGAGGGAGGUGUUGCCGUCACUGUAUUAAGUCGAUGUUGGGAAACGUUUUAACAUCUGGAGCCUUUGUGGGUGGAAAUCUGUCUCCAAUUACAACUCUGCACUGGAUGUGAAGAAGCAAAAAAAAUAUUCAGCCUACUCACAAAACAGUACAUUCUGGAAUAUUACGGGGAAUUGUACCAAAACAAGAACCAUAUAAAUGAUGCAUCGGGUUAAGAGAGAGGAUAAAUUCUAUAGCGCACAAUAAAGGAAACCUAAGAAAGGGGGUUAUAAACAGAAGAGAAGCUUUUUUUUUUUUUUUUAAUUUUUUUUUUUUUUUUUUUUUAUUUAAAAGUUUUUAUAUAAGUUUCCCACGUGGUGGGGCCUUGUUUUGCAUGCUGAUGAAGAACUACACAAAUGAAGCUAAUAGAGUUAAAAUCAGCUUGCCUACUCAUAAUAGAAGCAGGUUCUUGGAAGUUACAAUUUAAGGUACCCCAGAAAAAGUUGGAAAUAAAAUGAAACAAAUUUAAACAAUGAAGCACCCUGUGAAAUGCCAAAUGAGUCACUCCUUUACCUUUGUGGGGUGGGCAGGGAGGGAGGAAUAAAUGGGGUUGGGCAUAUCAAACUAAAGAUUGACAUCUUAAUUUUACAUUAAAACAUUAAUGUAGUAGAUAUAAUUUGAUGGUUGUACUUCAAUAGAUUUCAUUUCUAGGCCAAGACAUUAUUUUUAAUGUGCAGUUUAAGGUUCAGGCAUGCGUUCUGGCUCAUAGUGAUUGAAAGUAAUUUAAAUUAGUGGGAAAGUAGCAUGCUUGCAUCACAUAGAGUGAGAUUGGUAUUCAUUUACCUAUGUUGCGCCAGUUUGUGUUGCAGUUUACCAAUUCAAUAUAGCCCUGCAUUUAAAAUUCCUUUUUAAGAUUUGUGGAUUUUAAUUUUAUUAAGAAUAUAGAUAUAAAGUACUGUAGUUUACAGCUAGGCCUCGAAAUAAUCUUUUUAGGAUCUGUUAGGAAUAAGAUUGAUAUUGUAUUGUGUGUAACCUGCACAAUGUGGAAAGCUGAUAUACCUGUGCAAAAUCUUUGCCUCCGUGCUGUCAGUGUGAUGUGCUUUCUGCAUGGUUAUAUACUACUAGUGAUUUUAUCAAAACUUCUAAAAUUACAUGGUAAAAGAUCUGUAAAAGGCUGCAUAAAUGUUAGUUGGCACAUAAGGACAAUUGUAGAAGUUGAAGACAUGAUUGCUAUAUUUCGAUGUUUAUUCCCACUCAACAUAUUGCCUUCUAAGCUUUCCUUUUCUGUUCAAAGCAUGAUCUUAAAGAUAUGUUUAAGUUAAUGGAUGUAAUGCAGGGUUCCUACACUGUAUUGGCGCAUGUUGGUGGCCCUCUGUGCCCUAGAUAUAUGCACACAGGGUGCAAGUUAAAAGCUACAGAGUGAAAGUUGGCUUGGAUCCUCUUCAUUUCAUUUGUUUAGCUUUUCUGUUAUUUUUCUCUACUUACAUGUAUUCCUGUGAAUAAAUCCUUGUUAAGUUAACCCUUUA